AUGUGUCUGCUGGUUCACAUCAACGGCAUGGCAUGGCUAGCUGACGUCAGCACGCCCUGCUGCCCCAGCAGCCUGCUUCCCCACGCCAUGUUCCUGCAGCCGCUGCUCUUCCAACCCGGCAUCCUCCAGCACCAGGACGCGGGGGUGUACCGCAUAUCCCCAUGCCCCCCGCCCCACCCGCCAGCACCUGCUAGUGCAGCCCGUUGGGAGCAUGGACGGGGUGCAGACGGCUGGGAGAAGGCAGCAGCAGCAGUAGCAGCAGCGGACAGAGGCACGGAGGGAUGGAGGGCGGUAGAAAGAAGAGUGCACGGGUUGGCAGUGGAGCACGUCGAGGCAGGAAUGGAUGGGUGCAUGGCUGAGGGGACUGCUGGCUGGCACGCACAUCCAAGUUCAGAUACCAAUGACGAUGAUGAUGAUGAUGAUGACUUCUACAUGCAAGGUGUGCGUGUUGAGGCAACAGCGUGCCCACCGCGGCUCUCGCAUGCUACAGGUGGACAGGUAGAAGCAGCAGCGGUGAGGGCAGGUGAGCAGUGGUAUGCGGUGGAGAGACUGUGCCGCGUGGGGCCCAGUGAAGCAGGCGGGAGAUGGGCAGGAGAAGAUGGAGAGCAGGCAGCAUGGGGGGAGGCUGCUUGUGAGGAGGAGGCACGGUGGCAGGCGCUGUAUCGCUUCUCCUCGUGGCCGGGUGACGCAGAUCACUUCCUCCAGUGCAUGCGCCAUGCCUCCCCCCUGAGUGGGCCGCGGGUGGCGGUGCGCCUGUGCGGCGACGGGGAGGGGGAGGGGGAGGGGGGAGGUAGGGGGGUGAUUCGCGAGAUGAUUCAUGACCGGCACUUGCUGCUGCUGGAUGGCGACGGGCGCGUGCAGCAGCAGCAGCAGCUGGCUACAGACGAGGAGUUCAGUGCGGUGGUGAGGGGUCGGUUUGGCAUCCGGCUGGGGGCAGACGAUGUGAUUGCAAUGCCUCCUGUGCGCAGGGAGCCGCCACUUGGCGACGCUUGUCCAAUGAGAGAUGUGCCAUGUCCAAUGAGAGCAGGGAAGGGGGGAAGCAUAAGAGGAGUCGUUACAGGGGAACUGCUCCUGUCUCACCGUCCCUCCACCGCCCCUUGCCUCCCUCCACCGCCCCUUGCCUCCCUCCACCGCCCCUUGCCUCCCUCCACCGCCCCUUGCCUCCCUCCACCGCCCCUUGCCUCCCUCCACCGCCCCUUGCCUCCCUCCACCGCCCCUUGCCUCCCUCCACCGCCCCUUGCCUCCCUUUGCCACCCCUUGCCUCCCCGGCAGCGCGUGGCGGUGCUGACAGGGGCGGGGUUGUCUGCAGCAUCAGGCGUGCCCACGUUCAGAGGGGCGGGGGGUCUCUGGCGCACCUAUGAUGCCACGGUGGGUGCCAUGCCACGGUGGGUGCCAUGCCACGGUGGGUGCCAUGCCAUGGUGCUGGUGGAUGGUGGGCUAUGGGGGAUCACUCGCAUCGCAUGCCACUGUGCGGCACUCACAAGGCCAUGUCAAAUGCCUAUCCUCUUCCCUCCUUCAUGCUUCACACGCCCUCGCUCCUCUCGCCCCCUGCGCACCUCUCAUCCAUGGUGCCCGCAGGAGCUGGCAACCCCACAGGCGUUUGCGGCUGACCCGUCCCUGGUGUGGGAGUUCUACCACUACCGCAGGAGUGUGGUGGCACGGUGCGCACCCAAUGCGGGCCACAGGGCGUUGGUGCAGUUGGAGCAGCGCUGCCAGCGGGAGGGCAAAGCCUUCACGCUCCUCACACAGAACGUGGACGGGCUGCACACAGCGGCGGGCAGCAGCGCACUGGUGGAACUGCACGGCUGCCUCUGGCGCACCCGCUGCCUCACCUGUGGUGACAUCACAGAGAACCGCACUCAACCCAUCUGCGCUGCUCUGGAGGGCAAGGGAGCGCCCAGUGAGGGUGCCAAGGCAGCAAGCAUUCCUCUCAAGGACCUGCCGCGCUGCACCAAGCUGCCUGAAGGUGUAGCCUCGGGCCGAGCCUGCAAUGGGUUGCUGCGGCCGGACGUGGUGUGGUUCGGAGAGUGUCUGGAUCAGCGGGUGGUGCAAGAAGCAGAGGGCGCCAUGACUGGCUGCGACCUGCUGCUCGUUGUUGGCACCUCGGGAGUUGUGCAUCCAGCAGCGGGGUAUGUGAGGGCAGUGCGGGCGGCAGGGUGGCAGGUGGCGGAGUUCAACGCGGAAGCCACGGCGCUCUCCCCUCUCGCCACCUGGAAGUUCCCUGGGGACUCCGCCACGCUGCUGCCACUCGUGCUGGGGGUGAAUGGAAGAGGGGGUGGUGACAACAGUGUAAAUAGGCCUGAAUUUGCUACCAGGAAUUGUUGA
Molecule: messenger RNA, 2325 nt
Organism: Closterium sp. Yama58-4
Lineage: Eukaryota; Viridiplantae; Streptophyta; Zygnematophyceae; Desmidiales; Closteriaceae
Source: the annotation of a GenBank genome assembly